UUGUGUGAAUUUUUGAUGAGUCCAGAAUCCACAGAGGAUGUUGCUAAAUGUUUUCCACAAUUAUUGCCUGCAUUAAUUUCUUCAAGUAUUUCUAUAGAUAAAAUUUCUUUUGAUGAUGGAGAUCUUCAUAAAUUGAAUUGUGUUAUUUUGGGAAAACUACUGUGCAAGAAUCAUGACUUAUUAGUAUUUGUUCUACAUUAUUUUGAUGUAAAUCCAGCUCCAUUUGACUCUAUAGAAGUUGAUUAUAGCCCUUCUUCAAAGAGACGUAAUAAGCGAAAAAUAGUAUCUUUUACAGAGGUGUCUGAUUAUGAUUUAGUAACUGCUUCUUAUGACAUUCUAUCUAGGGCACCAAUGCACUUUAAAUACACCUGGAAUUGGUCUAAAUUUUAUAAAUAUCUGAUUCAUGAAGAUGAGAGUGUUAGAUGGGUAGCAAUGAAUUGUAUUGCAAUUGUAUUAGGAAUGUCAGAAUUUUGCCAUCUAUCCUGUGUAAGUGAUUUUCUUACAAAAAUUCAAAAAUUUUUGAUUGGAAGUGAAGAAGUUAUCCAAAACAAUAUAAUAUGUGAAGAUACCAAAGAAAUAGCUGAAAUACUUGAUAUACCAUCGGUAGUAUCUAUUGGAGGAAUAUUACUUCCAUUAUUUAAAAAUUCUAAAUGUGAAAAUGAAUUAAAUUUAGUUCCUGUUCCAUCUACACGACAGAACCUGCAGAAUUUGGCUUUUGCAGUGUCUUCUAAUAAAUGCAUAUGUUUACAAGGCACAGUUGGUUCAGGAAAGACUGCAUUAAUAGAAUUUUUAGCAAAGGCUACUGGUCAUGAUGCACAAAAUUUUGCAAAAGUACAAUUAGGUGAUCAAACAGACUCUAAGAUGUUAUUAGGAAUGUACAGAUGUACUGAUAUUCCUGGAGAAUUUUUAUGGCAACCAGGAAUACUGACUGAAGCUGUAUUAUCUGGUAAAUGGCUGCUUUUAGAAGACAUUGAUUGUGCUGCAACAGAUGUUAUUAGUGUUAUUGGACAACUUGUAGAAACUAAAACAUUAUCAGUUCCUGGAUAUAGAGAUUUAAUUCAUGUAAAAAGUGGAUUUCAAUUAUUUGUUACCAGAAGGUUAUCUGUUGGCGGAACACAAAAAUCACUUCAAAUACCAACUCAGAAAGAGUGGUUUUGUGUUAAUGUAGAAUCUUUAUCAAAAAAUGAACUAGUGACAAUAGUUCAGACUCUGUUCCCAGUAUUACAUACAGUGGCUACUAGAAUUGUUGAUGUGUUUUUAUUGUUUUUUGUUGGAAACCAUGAAGAUGAUGUUGUGAAUAGUGUAAGGAAUGCUAGACAGAUCUCUACCAGGGAUUUGAUUAAAUGGUGUUCCAGAGCUAUUGUUGAUAUUGAUGUAUCUUCACCUAUUUCUGCAUUGAAGAUAUUCCAAGAUGCCUUAGAUGUCUUCUGUUGCUCUGUACCUAAUUCUGUGCAACGCUUAAGUUUGGCAGUAGCGGUAGCUCAUAAACUAGGUAUCGUAAAAACAAAGGCAGAAUUUUUUUCUGAAGUAUAUAAACCAUCUGUAAAUCUUCUCAAAGAAUGUUUUAUUGUUGGUAGAGCAAAGUUAGCAAUAAAAAAAUCAAAUAAAGUUAAAAUAGAGCCAAAAAAUUCAAAUUUUUGUUACACAAGACCAUCUUUGUGUCUCUUAGAACGAAUAACUAGUUGUGUUAUUCAGAAAGAGCCAAUUCUAUUAGUUGGAGAAACUGGAACAGGGAAAACGAGUUGUGUUCAAUACCUUGCGCAGAUAACAGGUCGCAAAUUAAUAGUAAUAAAUAUGAAUCAGCAAAGUGAAAGCACAGAUUUACUUGGUGGUUACAAACCAGUAGAUCUUAAACUUUUGAUCCUUCCAAUUCGUGAGGAGUUUGAAAUUUUGUUCCGAUCUUAUUUUGCAAUUGAACCAAAUGCAAAAUUUUUACGUCAUAUUGGGCGUUGCUUUGCAGAUAGAAAGUGGAAGACAUUGAGUACUUUAAUGAUUCAUAGCACUACUGCAGCUUUGAAAAGAUUGAAAUCUUCGCCAAAAAAUCAAAAUGAAAUACAAGUUUUAAAAAAGUGGGAACAACUAGCACAAAAAUUAGAGAAACUUCAAUCUCAAGUACAGAGUCAAUACUCUUUAGCAUUUUCUUUCAUAGAAGGUAGCUUAGUGAAGGCACUGAAGAAUGGAGACUGGGUUUUAUUAGAUGAGAUUAAUUUAGCUACUGCAGAAACAUUGGAAUGUCUUUCUGGUUUGUUAGAAGGAUCAUGUGGAUCUUUGUCUUUGCUAGAGCGUGGAGACAAAGAACUAAUUAAAAGGCAUGAAGAUUUUGCAAUUUUUGCUUGUAUGAAUCCUGCAACAGAUGUUGGUAAAAAAGAUCUUCCUGUGGGUCUGAGAAAUAGAUUUACAGAAUUCUUUGUUAAUGAACUUACAGAGAAAUCAGACUUAGAACUUCUAGUGAGGUCAUACUUAAAUGAUUUAAAUCUUGCACCAGAAAAAAUUAAAAGUAUUGUAAAAUUUUACUUGAAUGUUAGGAAAGAAGCAGAGACCAGUCUUCUUGAUGGAACUGGACACAAGCCACAUUAUAGUUUGAGAACAUUGUGUCGUGCUUUAAGUGUGACAGCACAAAAUCCUUGUGGAAAUGCAUUGAGAUCCUUAUAUGAAGCAUUUUGUUUAAGUUUUUUAACACAACUAGAUAGUAAUUCUUAUCCAAUAGUGCAAAGAAUGAUUGUAAAGGCUGUCUUAAGUGAUAAAAUUGCAAGUUCAGUUAUUGGAACUCCCAUUCCAAGGCCACAUAGUGGGCCUGCAGAGAACUUUAUGUGUAUUGAAGGCUAUUGGAUUUCUAAAGGCAAUCUUGAUCCACAGAUACCAGAAAAUUACAUUCUCACAGAAGUAGUAAAGCAAAAUUUGAAAGACUUAGUACGAGUAGUAUCUAUUGGUAAAAUGCCUGUAUUGUUGCAAGGUGAUACUUCUGUUGGAAAAACCAGUUUAAUAACAUAUUUGGCAAAGGCCUCUGGACAUAUCUGUGUUAGAAUUAAUAAUCAUGAACAUACUGAUUUACAAGAAUAUGUUGGUACUUAUGUAGCUGAUUCUGCAGGAAAGCUGGUCUUUAAAGAGGGUAUUUUAGUGGAUGCUAUGCGGAAAGGAUACUGGAUAAUUUUAGAUGAAUUAAAUUUAGCACCCAGUGAUGUCUUAGAAGCUUUGAAUAGAGUUCUUGAUGAUAAUAGAGAAUUAUUUAUUCCUGAAACUCAACAAGUUGUUAAAGCUCAUGAUAAUUUCAUGCUUUUUGCUACCCAGAAUCCUCCAGGUUUAUAUGGUGGAAGAAAGGUAUUAUCACGUGCAUUUAGAAACAGAUUUGUUGAAUUACAUUUCGAUGAAAUUCCACCUAAAGAACUUCAAGUAAUUCUACAUAAAAGAUGCAAACUGCCAGAAACAUAUUGUAAACAAAUAAUUAAUGUAAUGACAGAACUUCAAGUAAGAAGAAAGAGUACUGCAACUUUUGCUGGAAAGAAAGGAUUUAUAACUCUUCGAGAUUUGUUUCGCUGGGCAGAAAGAUAUCAUCUUGCCCCUGACACUAGAGGUACUUUAUAUGAUUGGAGUCAACACUUAGCUGAUGAGGGAUAUUUGGUUUUGUCAUCGAAAGUUCGUCAUCCAGAAGAAUGUUUACAAAUUAUACAAGUGUUAAAGAAACAUCUAAAAAGAGAUGUUGAUCCAGAAGCCUUAUUCUCACUUUCUGAAAAGACUUCUACUGUAACUAAACCAAUUUUAGAAUCUUUACUAUCAAAGAAGAUUCCAGGGUUUGAACAUAUAGUUUGGACAUUUCAAAUGCGUAAAAUGGCGGUACUUCUCUCAAAGGCCUGUGACUUUAAAGAGCCAGUUCUUUUAAUUGGUGAAACAGGAGGUGGCAAAACUACAGUCUGUCAACUCUUGUCUAUAAUUAGACAACAAGAACUCAGUAUUGUCAAUUGUCAUAUGCAUACAGAGGCUUCAGAUUUCCUUGGAAGUCUCCGUCCAGUUAGAGAACAUAAAGAAAGUAAAAAAUUAUUUGAGUGGGUAGAUGGUCCUUUAGUAAAAGCUAUGAACAAUGGUGGCUUCUUUUUAGUAGAUGAAAUUUCUUUGGCAGACGAUAGUGUACUCGAGCGAUUAAACUCUUUGUUAGAACCUGAACGUAAACUUUUAAUUGCUGAAAAACCAUCGAUUGAAGAAAAUGCAACAGUGACAGCUCAUGAAAAUUUUAUCUUUGUUGGCACAAUGAAUCCUGGUGGUGAUUAUGGAAAAAAGGAACUCUCACCAGCUCUUAGAAACAGAUUUACAGAAAUCUGGUGUGAAGGAUGUGUUUCAUCAAAUGAUCUUAAGUGUAUUAUGGAACAUAAUUUACGUGAAGAAUUUAAAAAAAGUGUUUCUACAGCAAUAAUAGAAUUUAUCAAAUGGCUACAAACUACAGAAAUAGGAAAAAAGCUUGUUGUUAGUGUUAGAGAUAUACUUACAUGGGUCAAUUUUGUUAAUUGUUGUGAAGAUUUAGAAAUAGGUGAUGCUUUCUUCCAUGGUGCAGCUUUGAGUUAUAUUGAUGGGCUUGGAUCUGGUUUGACAGCUGCAGAAAAUUUAAAGAAAUUAAAGGAUUUUAAGGAUUCGGCAUUGAAAUUUAUUGAACAGCAAGUACAGAGUAACUUACACUCUAAAUUAAUAUUAAAUUAUGAGGAAUUUAAUGUUGAAAGUUACAAAGAUAAAUUUGGAAUAUGUCCUUUUUAUGUGAAAAAGGGAAAUAAACAAAUUCCAAGCAAUGUAGGGUUUGCUUUCACAAGUCCAACAACAAAAGUAAAUACUUUGAAAGUUUUACGUGCUUUGCAAUUAAAGAAACCAAUUUUAUUGGAAGGUAGUCCAGGAGUUGGCAAAACUAGUUUAGUUUCUGCGCUUGCCAAAGCAUCUGGACAUCGUCUUCUUAGAAUAAAUCUAAGUGAUCAAACAGAUAUUUCGGAUUUAUUUGGAGCUGAUUUACCAGUAGAAGGAGGGAAACCUGGUGAAUUUUCAUGGAAGGACGGUCCCUUCUUAAGAGCUCUUAAAAAUGGAGAUUGGAUUCUUCUAGAUGAAUUAAAUUUGGCAUCUCAGUCAGUUCUUGAAGGAUUAAAUGCCUGUCUUGAUCAUCGAGGUGAAAUAUAUAUUCCAGAGUUAGGAAUGACUUUUACUGCGAAACCUGGAACUCGGUUAUUUGGGUGUCAAAAUCCUCUUCGUCAAGGUGGUGCUAGAAGAGGGCUUCCAAAGUCAUUUUUGAAUCGUUUUACACAAGUCUUUGUAGACGCGCUUGUACAGAGAGAUUUAAAAUUCAUUUUAAAUAUUCAAUUUCCCGAAUUACCAGAAGAUUUACUGAAUAAAAUGAUUCAAUUUAAUGAAGAAUUGAAUUCUCAAGUUGGAACUACUUGGGGUCAUUCUGGAUCACCUUGGGAGAUGAAUCUUAGAGAUGUUACUAGAUGGUGUGAAAAAACAGUGGCAGAUUUUAAACAGAGUUCAAAGAAGAACUUCAAUCCUGGAAGUGGUGCUCAGCUGUUAUAUGUAGACAGAAUGAGGACAAAUGAAGAUAAACAAAAUGUAAUCAAAAUAUAUAACAAGAUAUUCUCACAAAAUGAUUGGUCUUUACCAAACCCAGAAUUUCCAAUCCACUUGACCAAAGAGAAGAUCUUCUUAGGGAACGAAAUAUUGGAUCGUAGUGAUUCUGCGGUUUACGAAGAUGAUGAUUUGUUGCUUCUGAGGGAGCAGAAAACUGUCCUCAAGGGACUUGCGCAGUGUGUUAACAUGGAUUGGAUGGCCAUUCUCGUCGGAGGACCUGGGACUGGAAAGAAUAGUCUCGUUCAUAUUCUUGCAAAUUUGGCCGGACAAAAGCUCAAAUCGAUCGUCGUAAAUUCUGCGAUGGACACUACAGAAAUUUUGGGCGGCUUCGAACAGACGGAUUACGACCGACACUUGGAGGAAUUGUUGGAGCGCGUGGAAACACUGUUGAUCGGGAUCUUGCGGAAGAAGUUGAAAAAAGAGAGUUUGGAUCAGGUGGCCCAUUAUCAUGCCCUCCUGGAAAAUGUUCGACAUUCGUCCGCAGGGUGUCCAAGCAAUGGUAGUACAACCGGAAAGGGGUGUCUGCAAAAUGGCACAUGGUUACUGUUGGACCAGGUAAAUCUCUGCAGCCCAGCAAUCUUGGACCGAUUGAAUGGGUUACUGGAACCAAACGGCGCGCUAACGAUUGGCGAGAAGGGCGUCGAUCAAGAAGGAAAUGUGUUCACCGUGAGGGCUCAUAAGAACUUCCGGUUAUUCCUCACUAUGGAUCCUCGUUACGGAGAGAUAUCCAGAGCUAUGCGAAAUAGGGGUGUAGAAAUCAGCGUGCCAACCCCUCAACACGUCAUGCCACUCAAUCCAUUGGACGUGGUAUCUCUGUUGAACAAUUGCGGCAUCAGGAAGAUUGACCACCAAAAAUUACUGCUGAAAAUUCACGAGAUCCUGUACGACAAACAGUACAAAUUGAACGAAAUGUUGCAUGUGGCAUCGUUCACUAGUCAACAGAUGUCGAAAGGGUUUGCAUUCGAGAAAUCCUUAAGAAAUUCCUAUUGCGAACUUUGUGGAACCUUCGACGCAAAAUUGAAACAGGAAGCUUUGAGAAAAAUCGACGAUAUUUUGUCAGAAACUUCCGGAAGCGAGGGAUCCGAGUUCUAUUACGACCUGAAUUCAGUGACCUUGAGAAUAUGCGAUCUCAGGAGGAACUCGAGAUUGGCGAUGAUCAAGCAGCAAGGCUUCCUUAUGAGAUCUGCUGUGGAGAAACUCGAGUAA
Molecule: messenger RNA, 6798 nt
Organism: Eufriesea mexicana
Lineage: Eukaryota; Metazoa; Arthropoda; Insecta; Hymenoptera; Apidae
Product: midasin
Exons: 18
Coding region: 16-6798 (2260 amino acids)
Biological process (GO): ribosomal large subunit export from nucleus; ribosomal large subunit assembly
Cellular component (GO): preribosome, large subunit precursor; nucleus
Molecular function (GO): ATP binding; ATP hydrolysis activity
Source: RefSeq, a predicted model, not a curated record